Messenger RNA from Oncorhynchus mykiss (rainbow trout), 4634 nucleotides. RefSeq names its product rap guanine nucleotide exchange factor 1. Gene Ontology annotation, cellular component: plasma membrane. Lineage: Eukaryota; Metazoa; Chordata; Actinopteri; Salmoniformes; Salmonidae. Gene Ontology annotation, biological process: Ras protein signal transduction. The record is from RefSeq and is a predicted model, not a curated record. Gene Ontology annotation, molecular function: guanyl-nucleotide exchange factor activity.
GCUAGUCUGCCCAUCAUCAUCAUUCUCUCAUCGUCGGGGUCUGGCUGGCUGGGAUAGCAGAAAUUGCUGGGUGUUGUAUUUGCGUCGGAACUAUCAAAGCUCAAUCGCUUUGGCUGAAGGAUGUGGGAUUAAAAGAGAAUAAAAGGUCAAAAUACCUCCCUGGAUUUAAUUUGUUCCACGAUACUGCCACUACUUCGAAAUGUCGGGGAAAAUAGAGAGUAAACCAGACUCCCAACGCUCCCAUUUGUCUUCCUUCACCAUGAAGCUUAUGGACAAGUUCCACUCUCCCAAAAUCAAAAGGACACCCUCAAAGAAAGUCAGUAAGCCGCCUUUAGAACAUGGCGUCAAGACUGCGGAGAAACCUGCUAACAAGAGUCUGAGUCGGUUAGAGGAGCAAGAGAAAGACGUGGUCAGUGCCUUGCGUUACUUCAAGACCAUCAUUGACAAGAUGGCGGUGGACAAGAAGGUGCUGGAGAUGUUACCAGGCUCUGCCAGUAAGGUCCUGGAGGCCAUCCUGCCUUUAGUCCAAGUGGACGCAAGGAUCCAGCACAGCUCGGGGGUGUCCUCCUGUCUGAACCGUGUGUACCAGAGUCUGGGCAAUCUCAUCCGUUGGUCUGACCAAGUCAUGCUGGAGGGGGUCAACCUGGAAGAUAAAGAAACCAUCGUUACCGUCACCACUGUGAUCAAGGCAGUGCUUGAUGGUGUUAAGGAGCUAGUGAAACUGACCAUAGAGAAACAGGAGCAUCCUUCCCCCACGUCUCCUGUCAAACCAGUGCCAGUGGCCAUCCCACCCGAGAGUGCUGCUGAGCCGCCUGCCAAUGAGAAGGAGAGUCUGGACAAGAGCUCAGCCACGUCCCAAUCUAUGGAAGCCCUGACUGAACCCACGGGAGAGGAGGAGGAGGAGGUGGUGGCCCCACCAAAACCCCCUCUCCCUGGCCUCAAGAUGGCUGAACACAAUCCUCCUGCUCUGCCUCCAAAGAAGCGCCAGUCUGCCCCCUCCCCCACCCGGGUGGCAGUAGUGGCCCCCAUGAGCCGCGCCACCAGUGGCUCCAGUCUUCCCAUGGGCAUCGGCCUCCACAAACAGGAGUACGAGGUGGAUGCCCUGCAGCGGCGCUUCUCUGGGGGCAGCCAUUACUACGGAGGGGAGUCGCCGCGCAUAUCCCCCUGCAAUAGCAUGGGCAAGCUGAGCAAGUCUGACGGGCAGCUGUCCUGGACAAUGGACAGUGGGCAGUGCUCACGCAACACCAGCAGUGAGGCUCUGGACACCACAGACCACUACGACCCAGACUACGACUUCCUGCACCAGGACCUGUCCAGCUUGGAGCAGAUGACUCCUGUGCCAGUGGGAGCGUGCCUCAGCCCCCUGCCUGAGUCCCACAGCGAGUCUUCCUGCCCUGGCCCCGGUCCGCCGCUGGCACAACUCCACUUCAGCUCCCUCCAGGGCUGCUCUGUGUCCCCCCUCUACUCCCGAAUGACUUCCGCCCUGCCGCCCCCUGCCCUGCCGGAAAAGAAGCGCCGAGGUGGCGCCUGCUCAGGCUUUUCCGACGGCUCCUACUCGGGCUCAUCCUGGUGCAUUUCCUUUGAGCGCCACCCAUCCCAGUACGACAACCUCAUGGAGGAGGACCUACCGCCUGUGCCCCCCUUUCCCCUGUUCACGCCCGACAUCUUGCCCCUGUGCCACACCGCCGGGGGGUUUGUGUCUGAGUUCAGCGGCAGCGAGACGACAGACGUACCUCAGAGUCCACCGCCACUCCCUGAGAAGAAGAGCCGUCACAUACUGAAGUACAUGCAGUUUGUGGAAGACUACUCGGAGCCCCAGCCCUCAGUUUUCUACCAGAUGCCACAGAGCAAGAGCAUCUAUGAGCAACGCAACAAGCACUUCCAGGAAGUCUACGGCUUCAAUGACUCGUUUAGCAGCAGCGACUCUGUCCACGAGCCCCUCCCACCCCCGGCACUGCCACCCAAACAGAGGCAGCUGGCCUCCCACUCUGCCUCUUCCUCGUCCUCUUCCUCGUCCUCUCUCUCCUGCCACCUUCAGCAGUCGCAGGCUGCAGUGGUGGUGGAGGAGGAGACGGGGGCUGCUCUCAGCAUGUCAGUCUCUAACUCCUCCCUGACCACCCCUAUGCAUAAGACAGUUCUCCGGUCCUAUUCUCAGGACUUUGCACCUCUCUGCCAAUCUUCCAUUCCAUAUCUUCUCUCAUCUGUCUCUUCCCACUCUCCCAUUGUCCACCAAUCACAGAGCAUGGACCUAGCGGCCCCGGGCAGUGGCAGCCCUGACCCUGUGCUGGUGGCCAACGGCUCUCUGGACAGCUCUCUUGCUAUCGGUCUUCUCACUGACUCUUCUUUCUCUGACACUCGUCAAACCUCUUUGAGCGAAAGCGCUAACGAGGAAGGCGGGGAGGGAGAGUACGUUAAUCUGUACACAUCGAGCCAUGCCAACGGAGAUGGGCUCUCCCGCCGAGACUCGUCUGCCAUAGAUGACUCACUGGAGGACACUGCCUCAGAGAACCCACUGUGCAAUAACAAGGACAUGUCCGAUGACCGCCGAAGACAAAAGUCGUCUGAAGAUGGGCAGAGUAGCGAGGAGACGGAUGAGCUUUCCCUCAUCGAUCACAUGGAGAUCAUGUCCCGGUUAACACUAAAGCAGGAGAACGAUGACGGUCCAGAUGUCCGAGCCGGAUCGGGGGAUAUUUUAUUAGUCCACGCCACAGAAACGGACCGCAAAGAUCUUGUCUUGUACUGUGAGGCUUUCCUGACGACGUACAGAACGUUCAUAACCCCAGAGGACCUUAUCAAAAAGCUGCACUACAGAUACACCAGGUUUUGUCACUGCCCAGAUACCUUCAAGAAGAAAGUCAGCAAAAACACCUUCUUUGUUCUUGUCCGUGUGGUGGACGAGCUGUGUCUGGUGGAGAUGACGGAGGACAUCCUGAUGCAGCUGAUGGACUUGGUGUUCAGGCUGGUGUGUAACGGUGAGCUGAGCCUGGCCCGCGUCCUCCGCACAAACAUCCUGGACAAGGUGGAGCAGAGGAAGCUGCUGCGCUACACCUACUCGCUCAAACCACUGGCCGCAAGAGGUGUCGCCGCCAGACCUGGGACCCUGCACGACUUCCGAAGUCAUGAGAUCGCCGACCAGCUAACUCUCCUGGAUGCAGAGCUCUUCUACAAAAUUGAGAUCCCUGAGGUGUUGCUUUGGGCUAAGGAGCAGAACGAGGAGAAGAGUGCCAACCUCACACAGUUCACAGAGCACUUUAACAACAUGUCCUACUGGGUACGCUCCAUAAUCAUUCUGCAAGAGAAAGCCCAGGACCGAGAAAAGCUCCUCCUCAAAUUUAUCAAAAUAAUGAAGCACUUACGGAAGCUAAAUAAUUUCAACUCAUAUUUGGCAAUAUUAUCUGCCUUGGAUUCAGCUCCCAUCCGAAGACUGGAGUGGCAGAAAACAACCUCAGAGGGCCUAGAGGAAUACUGCACGUUAAUAGACAGUUCCUCGUCGUUCCGGGUAUACCGAGCGGCACUGGCAGACGUGGAGCCCCCAUGUAUACCAUAUCUGGGUCUUAUCCUCCAGGACUUGACCUUUGUCCAUCUGGGCAACCCUGAUCAAAUCAACGGGAAGGUCAACUUCUCCAAGCGCUGGCAGCAGUUCAACAUCCUGGACAGCAUGAGGCGCUUCCAGCAGGUGCAUUAUGAUCUGAAACACAACGACGAUAUUGUCUCCUUCUUCAACGACUUCAGCGACCACCUGGCAGAGGAGGCUCUGUGGGAGCUGUCUUUGAAGAUCAAACCUCGGAACAUUACACGGCGCAAAACAGAGCGCGAAGAAAAGACAUAGGAACAUGUCCCACUGUAUUGGGCCUUGGGUCAAACUCUUCAUGAUUACAAGAGACUACAAACGAGAACUGUGAAGGCAGCUAAAAGACUGGGAUGUUUUUUUGUUAGUAGUUUACAGGACCUCUCCGACUUAGGAUUCUCUGUUGUGGAUUGCACUGGGUCUCAGUCCGUGUGUGAGUAAAGCCAGUGGGAUAGACACUGUGCAGAGCACAAAGUGUUGGGAGGCUCGCAAAAAGAUUCCUCAUGUUCACCUUUGUCGCCAACCUCAUCCACCCAAUGCCAUAUUAUGGGUAUAGUCCAAGCAUUUCAGGAUCUCACAACCAGAGACAUUGUCCUGACUAAAACCAUAUCAUACUGAUGUGUGCCAUGGGAAACACCACUCAGUUUAGGCUUCUUUUUUUAUAUGGGACACCAGACCUUUUUUUGAUGACAAACUGGGAUACCAUAACGCCUGACAUGGCAGAGAACCGCUGUUGGUGGUGCAGAACUUUGAGGAAAAUACCUCAAAUCACCUGGGUCUGCUUCACGACUACUGGUGGUAAAGAUAUUACUGAUGCACACAAGACUGAAUUGUGUAGUUCAAGGAAGUGUUGUAUGAUACUGUCUGACUGAUGCAAUGCAGUUUUCCUUUUGUUCUUUAAAAGGAUACUUCAGAAAUGGGGAGAAGUGAUAUGAAGUUUAUAAACAGUACCAGUCAAAGGUUUGGACACACCUACUCAUUCAAGUGUUUUUAUUUGUACUAUUUUCUACAUUGUAGAAUAAUAGUUGAUAUCAAAACUAUGAAAUAACAAAAAAAAAUGUUUUAC